This is a messenger RNA of Neltuma alba, 382 nucleotides long. RefSeq lists its product as uncharacterized. Lineage: Eukaryota; Viridiplantae; Streptophyta; Magnoliopsida; Fabales; Fabaceae. The record is from RefSeq and is a predicted model, not a curated record. The coding region runs from base 44 to 382 and encodes 112 amino acids. The transcript has a single exon.
UUCUCCCUCCAACACUGCAUCUUCUCUUCUCCAAACCGCCCCUAUGUCGUCCAAGACCACCAUCAUUACAUGUACCUUGUUCCUUUCCUUGACUCUGUUCUGCCUUGUCGCUUCUCCGAGAUCUGAAUUCCGAUGGUUGGUGCUGCCCCUGAUCCUGGGACUGGCGUGGCUGCUCAUGGCUUUCCGAGCCACCAUGAUCGCAUGGAUCACCGUAUUGGUGCUGCUCGCCUUCGCCGGCAAUCGCCGCCGGGUUUUGGUUCGACGAGGCAGCCUCAUCACCGGUGAAGUCACCACCUACUUCGUCCCUGCCAUAUUCAAGCGGAAGCGCUUCUUCGCUGUGGCGUGCGCCGCUCUGCUGAGCUUGUUUGCUGCCCUCCGGUGA